UAGUGCAUGCUCCUAAUUUAAACAUGAAAUUGAAAGUCUUUGUGUUAGAGUGUGUUGUUCUCCUCAUCCUUGUAUCCUCUCUUAUAGGAGAAUCGUGUGCUACUAAGGAUGUUCGUGUGAUGACAGAAAACGGUAACGGAGUUUAUAUCGUUUACCUGGGCGCUGUUGGGGCAGCAGCGACUUCGUUGAAUGACGCCGUUAAAAAAGAUCAGCAAGCAGCUCGCCUAUUCAGCUCCCUCCUUAAAGGGAAGACGAAUGCAUUGGUGCAUAGCUACACAAAUGGAUUCCUGGGAUUCGCAGCCCGGUUAACGGAGGACGAAGCCCAAUCCAUUGCUCGAGAGCCCGAGGUUGUGUCAGUUUUCCCUGACCCAAUCCUCCAACUCCACACCACCCGCUCAUGGGAUUUCUUGAAGUCCUCCGCUGAUCAUUCAUGGGAUAGGCCAUCAUCAUCAUCAUCAUCCACUGGAACCGACACCAUCAUAGGCAUCUUGGAUACAGGAAUAUGGCCUGAAUCGGCUAGUUUCAACGAUGACGGCAUGGGACCCAUCCCGGCCCGGUGGAAAGGAGCAUGCGAAGAUGGCAUCGAUUUCAAUUCUACCCUCUGCAACAGGUACCUAUCUAAAAAUAAAACAUGAAACUGCGCUUAAGUAUCAUCAAACUUAAAUGGAUCAUCACUAAUAACAUUUAUUUCCAUCAUCUCCGAUGGAGCCAAAAUUUCACCAUUUUUUGGCUUUGGGGUGUGAUGGAAUAAAUCAAAAUGGAUCUCUAAACUAUCUGCGCUUCUUUAAUUAAUGAAGUAGCAGUUAGUCAAGCAAUGCAACUUUCGACGUUGAGCCGGGGGUCUCUUUGGAAACAGCCUCUCUACUUUCAAGUAGGGGCAAGGUCUGCGUACACACACCCUCCCCAGACCCUACUCUUGUGGGAUUUAACUGGGUUGUUGUUG
This is a messenger RNA of Cuscuta campestris, 943 nucleotides long. The record is from the annotation of a GenBank genome assembly. Lineage: Eukaryota; Viridiplantae; Streptophyta; Magnoliopsida; Solanales; Convolvulaceae.